This is a messenger RNA of Zophobas morio, 1777 nucleotides long. RefSeq names its product T-cell activation inhibitor, mitochondrial. NCBI's taxonomy places the organism in Eukaryota, Metazoa, Arthropoda, Insecta, Coleoptera, Tenebrionidae. Gene Ontology annotation, cellular component: mitochondrion. Bases 178 to 1620 code for a protein of 480 amino acids. The transcript is spliced from 7 exons. The record is from RefSeq and is a predicted model, not a curated record.
GCCUGUGUGGGCCUGUGUAUGUUUAAUCAUCACUGGUUUUGCAUUAAUAGAGUGGUAACCACGCGGUAACUUCAUGUAAAUGUAAAUUUUGGGAUAGAGGUCACUCCUUGCAAAACAAUAACAUAACCUCAAUAAAUUGCGUCAUUGAGAAAAUGUCCAUCAUUUUUUUGUUUAAAAAUGUUACAUGUUUUACGAAUGUUCGGUGAAAUACAGCACAAGUUCGUAACAUGUGUCCGACAAUUAACCACUACAGAAGUGUCCACCGCCCUGAGACCCUUUUAUUUCAGUGUUCACCCAGACUUAUUCGGGCAACAUCCCAUUCAAAGGGCCAUCAACGAAAAUUCUUUAAAGCAACUAAGUUCAAUUAUUGCAAUGUUACAAGCUAAACGAUGGAUUAAACCUACUAGUCUGCAGUUUUACUUGAGGGACAAAAAGUGUGAAGAAGCUACCUUCCGCUUGAUAAAUAUACAUAUACGAGAACGUGAUAUUCGAGAGGCUGUAUUAACAAUUUUAAAAACGUGUGAGUUACCCACCGAAUAUGUGGAUAAAAUUCCAAAACCACCAGAGCCCAAAGAAACUAUCUGCAUCAACUCUAAUAAUAUUGAUUUUUCAAAAGUUAACGAAAACGAUCCAAUUUUUGCUCCAAUAAUUAUGCGACGGAAAGUGGACGACGCCAAAAAAGCGAUGAGAUUGAAAAACUGGCUUGCAAAAAAUUACAAAGGUGCCUUAGAAAAGUGGGAAGCUAACAGACCUUUGAGGGAAGAAGUUGACCGUCUGCGUUUGAAAAUUUCAGAACAGUGGAAAUUAACGGAUAUCCGUUGGGAUUGUGGCUGGAAUGUGACACAUUUUAGGGGUUGUUUGCAAAGUUUUAUGGCUUUGGCUGAACAGCACCCUGAGGUGAUACAUAGUUUGAAAGGACGGACACUUGUGUUUGCUCCUUUCACUGGAAUAAGUUUAGAUGGUCAUAUAAUGUUAAAUAGCGCAGAAGUGAGGCAUAAUUGGCUUGAUCUUAUUAAAAAUGUUAGAAGAUAUGAUCAAACACUAUUCAGGAUACCUGGUUUUGAAAAGUCGGUUUCUCAAGUUCUGAAAGGGAUAAAAGUCGGUAGAAGGAAAUUUAUGCCAAAAAUUCUAGCUGGAGAAUAUGAACGAAAUUUGCAGCAAAUUACAACUUCUUUAAGUGAUUUUAGAGGCAGGCGAGGGUUUCCUAAGCAGUGGCCCAAUUCUUUGGAGGAAUUUGAAAUCGUUGUUGAGACUGAGGCUGGUCCAUUAAUGGUAUCUCCAACUGGUCAAUUCAUUGUUCCUUCUUCUAUACCCGGCUUUUUGUUGGUAAAUUUUAUUACAAAUAAUAUAGAAUUAGCUAAGGAGAAAAUAAAUAAUUACAAAAAUAACAAAUAUGUGGAGCGCUCACUACAGAAGCAGUGCAUAGAUGAAUUUAAAUUAUUUACUCUUACUAAAGAUGAUAAUGUUACUCCAGAUCUUAUGAUCAAAUGUUGUGAACAACUUGUGGAGAAAAAGUACGAUUUAAGUCAAUAUUUGGAAGAAAUACAUUUAAAUAUCGCUACAUAUUAUUCGGUGUUGUCAGAUGGAGUUGUUUGUAUCCCAUGGAAUUGGAAAUUGUGAUUGUGGUGCUGUAAAUAUAGCGAAAUUGUUUAAUUUUAACAUUUAUUUAAGUUUAAAAAAUUAGGAAGACAUGUAGAGUUCAUGCUCGCAUCUAUUUUAAUAAACUUGUAAAAAUUAUUUUUCAGUUUUCUUUGAAUAGUUCUUUUUGUUAGGAAAG